Setaria italica (foxtail millet) is the source of this 988-nucleotide messenger RNA. RefSeq names its product pentatricopeptide repeat-containing protein At3g46870-like. Gene Ontology annotation, molecular function: RNA binding; protein binding. Bases 47 to 838 code for a protein of 263 amino acids. The transcript has a single exon. The record is from RefSeq and is a predicted model, not a curated record. NCBI's taxonomy places the organism in Eukaryota, Viridiplantae, Streptophyta, Magnoliopsida, Poales, Poaceae. Gene Ontology annotation, biological process: Group II intron splicing; chloroplast organization.
UCCUCUCCUCUCUUCCCCUUCCGCUUCCUCGCUUCCGUCCACUCCAAUGGCGUCCCUCCUCUUCGUCCCGCGCCCCACGCCGGGCUCGCGCCCAGCGCCGGCGCCCACGGCGCGGCCCAGGACGGUCUCAAUCAUCACCUGCGGCCCGCGGGACAACCGGGGCCCGCUCCAGCGGGGGCGGUCCCUCUCCACGGAGGCCAUCCUGGGCAUCCAAUCCCUGAAGCGCCUCACCGCCGCGGACCGCUCCCCUGCGGCGGCCUCCGCGGCGGCCGCGUCCGCGCUCGGCCGCCUCCUCAAGGCCGACCUCGUGGCCGCCAUGGCCGAGCUCCAGCGCCAGGGCCACUGGUCCCUCGCCCUCGCCGCGCUCCACGUCGCGCGCGGCGAGCCCUGGUACCGCCCGGACCCGGCGCUCUACGCCACCUUCGUCUCCUCCGCGCCGGCGGCGGCGGCCUCCGGCGGCGACGACGAAGCGGGCGCCGCCGUGGACGCGCUCGUGGAGGCGUUCCUGGAGGAGAAGGCGCGCGGCGGCGGGUUCGUGGACGGGGAGGAGGACGUGUACAAGCUCACCAGGCUGCUGCGCGCGCUGGUGGCGAGGGACAGGGGACGCGCGGCGUGGAAGGUGUACGAGGCGGCGGUCAGGGAGGGAGGCCUCGACGUGGACGAGUACGUGUACAGGGUGAUGGCGAGGGGGAUGAGGAGGCUGGGGCUCGACGAGGAGGCCACGUUGGCGGAGGCGGACCUCGCCGAGUGGGAGGCCACCAUCUCGCCGCCCGCCAGGGACGUGCUCGACGAAAUGCGCGCGAGGGACAAGAGCAAGACGAAAGCCUCCGCGUCGUAGCUUCUGGUGACUUGUGUUUAAAUCAGCUUCAAACUAGUACUGGCGAUUUUUGAUCUAGAAAGAUAAAAGUGUUCUACUACUGUAACUAUGGUGAACUGUUGAGUUGGUGAGAAAUCACACCACCGCUAGGCUGCUUGUUCAGUUUGUCCA